CAAUUACUUUGUUGCCAACUUGUACAUUAAAAGUGUCCGUUCGUGCAUGUGUUUUCCAGCCGUGUGCAUAUGACAGAUUGGGCUGCCAAAAUUAAUUUUGGUGUACUUCUUGCAUGGUAAAGUAGCCUCGUAUAGUUCUUUUAUUCCACAAGAUUUUAACAUUUAGUCUUAAACAUGUACGAUAGCCUGCCUGACAUUUGACUGCACUCGAGGAGCUUUUGCUCCCUACGGCUAUGAUUUCAACACGAGAAUGUCAUCUUUCCUGGGCUAUAAAUUAAUUUGAAAACUGACGACAAUGUGCCUUUGCGCUGCACCGAAUAAUAAAAAGACGAUUUUCUUCGUGCUCGGUUGGGCAUAGCAGGGGGAUAUCUGACAUUCCGAAAGUCGUUUAUAGUUGGUGUGAAUUGUCGACAUGUCAACUUUGGCUCCUCUGAGCGCAGACGUGGUCAGGACCCGGUAAAGCAAGGGAGGAGGCAUUUUGUGUUUGCAUGCUUGCUGGCGAAAUCGAGAAAAGUGACAGCAAUUUGAGUCUGCCGUUGAAAAUAGCUUGUCACUCUGUGCUCAAAUAGCACAUGCUAUAGUCGUUUUUAUCCCUCAACUUCAAAGGAAUGCUCCACCUUUUUCUCCAUUUCCCCUUUGUUCUUCUAUUUUGCUUUACCAGUUCCACUGGUUAACAUAUUACAAAAAUUAGACACAUUUAGCCUCUUGCUUCUUGUCUAAUAAUUUAACAUUUGUUGACACGCACAUUCAGUUGGACGCGACAAAAGCCUUCAGCCUGUAUUGAUGUGUUAUCAUCAUCACGGCUCUUUGGGACUGUGGAGGUAGAGCAGGCACUCCACUGUGCCUUUAAGUGGAGGAGUGCUGGAGAUUAGCUUGGUCCAGGAUCCUGGGCCCAUCUGUCAGAGAGAUGCUCCGACAGCGAGGAAGUGUUGGGAACAAGCAGGAGAACCAUCUGCUCCUCCAUAGAGGUUGGGCGACCAGUUCUAUAAGGACGCCAUAGAGCAGUGCCGCAGCUACAAUGCUCGCCUGUGUGCUGAACGCAGCGUCCGCCUGCCAUUCCUGGACUCACAAACCGGUGUGGCCCAGAACAACUGCUACAUCUGGAUGGAACGACACCACCGCAGCCCCGGGGUUGAAGCCGGGCAGAUGUACACAUACCCUGCCCGCUGCUGGAGAAAGAAGAGACGGCUGCAUAACACCACGGAUCCCCGCCUGGGCAUCUACGGUCUCAAGCUUGACAGCGUGAAGGACACUUUGCCCACCCAGAGCACCACGCUGGAGGCUCUGCUACGAGGAGAAGGUCUAGACAAGAGGAACAGCUCUAAGAACGAUGAGGAGAGCCUGUUGGAGAUCCAGAGAGUUCUGGAGGCAGACGCAGCAGAAGAUGCUUUCAAUGAUGAUGACGACUAUGAGGUGGACACUCCCAAGAGGAGACAUCGGGGCAAAGGAAGAGGUCGGGGUUCAGGCCGCCGUAAGGCAGAAAUGGAUGAUGACAAGCCAUAUGUCUGUGACAACAGAUACAAACAAAAGCAGAACUCAAAAUCUUCGGCCUCAGUCUGUGCAAAGCGCUACAGGAACCGUACAGGACUAAGCUACCACUACACCCAUUCCCACCUGGCAGAGGAGGGCAGAACCGGAGAGAGAAGCUCAGUGUCGUCUAAGUCCCCCUCUGCACAACAAACUGACAGACACAAACGUCCAAAGGGUCCAGGUGGGACCAAUAUUUCAAACAACUACUGUAAUAAAUGCCAGGGCUUGAUCAAGAAAACGGGUAAAUCUGGAUCUCCCUACUCAACCUGCCAAUGCAAAACUGACCGUGGAGAAGAGAAGGAAGAUGGGACUUUUACUGGAGCAGAGGAGCUGUUUGGCACCACCUCAGAGAGCGACACCUCCACCUUUCACGGCUUUGAAGACGACGAUCUGGAAGAGCCCGCCACAAACAGCAAUGGAAUAUCCAACCGACACAGAUAAAAAGAACUUUUUAGAUUGAAAGAGACAUUUUUUAUAUGGAUUAACCUCUGGCAAAAAUAUGCUGCUUCUUUUUCAAUGUUUUUUUGUUUGCAGAAAGCACAAAGUGAUAAUUUCAGGACAGAAAUGCAAGUGGUAUUUUAUCUACUGAACAUUGUUGAAUAAUUUAUGAACACCUUUUUCAUAUAUAUAUAUAUAAAUAUAUAUAUAUAUAUAUAUAUAUAUAUAUAUAUAUAUAUAUAUAUAUAUAUAUAUAUAUAUAAAAAACUUUCAUGGCUAUGAAGGAUAGUGUUUUAUUGACUUGGCCUCCAUGCAAAACAGAAGAUGGAGUGUUUUUUUCCCCCGUUACUGGAGCAGGAGGAGCAUAAACGUUACGAACAAAAAACACUGGAGAAAUUUGAACUAUUGAAAAUUUUAAAGGCAUAAAUGAUACAGUAUAUUUGGAAGAUGAUUGAAUGUCAUUGCAGACCAUUCUUAAGCUACUGGGUGUUUUUGAAUCAGUAGUCAGGUGCGACUAUGAAGGUCUCUGCUUCUGCUCUAAUUCUGGAUUAAACUUGUAUGAAAAUGAAGGAACCAAUGGAAGAAUUGCCACAGGCCACUGGAAAUGUUUGAAAAUGAAGACACCUUUAAAUAUAGUCUUUACAGAUAAAGGAGGACU
Messenger RNA from Etheostoma spectabile (orangethroat darter), 2626 nucleotides. RefSeq names its product zinc finger protein DPF3. The coding region runs from base 1105 to 1971 and encodes 288 amino acids. The transcript has 10 exons. NCBI's taxonomy places the organism in Eukaryota, Metazoa, Chordata, Actinopteri, Perciformes, Percidae. Gene Ontology annotation, cellular component: nucleus. The record is from RefSeq and is a predicted model, not a curated record.